AUGGCAUCCCUCGUCUCGCGCAUCGCGUCGCGGUCCAGAUCACACGCUGCGAGGGCCGCGCUUAACGCGUUCAACCUGCAGCCGACUCGAAACGUCACGUACAUGCCGAAGCCGGGCGAGGGCGCGACGCGCACUGUUACGCUGCUCCCGGGUGACGGAGCCGGGCCGCUGUGCACGAACGCGGUGGAGCAGGUGUUUAAAGCCAUCCACGCGCCCGUGGUGUUCGAGACGUAUGACCUCAAGGGCACCAUGCCCACCGUGCCCACCGAGGUCCUCGACUCGCUCCGGCGCAACAAGGUGGGGAUCAAGGGAGGCGUGCGAACGGCCGUCGCAGGCGGAGUCAGUUCGCUGACGGUGCAGCUGCGAAAAGAGUUCGAUCUCUUCGCGCAUCUCGCCUACUGCAGUAACUUCCCGGGGCUGAAGACGCGGCACGACAACGUGAACAUCGUGGUGAUCCGCGAGAACACGGAGGGCGAGUACAGCGGGCUCGAGCACGAAGUCACUCCCGGGGUUGUCGAGAGCCUCAAGGUGAUCACCAAGUUCUGCUCGGAGCGGAUUGCUAAGUACGCGUUCGAGUACGCGUACCUGAACAACCGCAAGACGGUGACGGCGGUGCACAAGGCGAACAUCAUGAAGCUCGCGGACGGGCAGUUCCUGGAGUCGUGCCGCGAGGUGUCGAAGCAGUACCCGCAGAUCAACUACAACGAGGUCAUCAUCGACAACUGCUGCAUGCAGCUCGUCUCCAAGCCAGAGCAGUUCGAUGUCAUGGUGACCCCCAAUCUGUACGGCACUCUCAUUUCAAACUGUGCUGCUGGCAUCGCAGGAGGCACCACUGUCAUGCCCGGAGGGAAUGUGGGUUAUGAGCAUGCCAUCUUUGAGCAAGGGGCCUCAGCAGGCAACGUGGGGAACGACAUCAUCAACGCUCAGAAGAAGGCCAAUCCGACGGCUCUCCUUCUCUCGGCAGCCAUGAUGCUCCGGCAUCUGCAGUUCCCGUCAUUCGCCGAUCGCAUCGGAACUGGGUACGAUUUGUCCGUCACAACCUAUUCGCCUGAUGGCCGAAUCUUUCAGAUCGAGUACGCGGGAAAGGCGGUUGACAAUAGCGGCACGGCGGUGGGUCUGAGGUGCAAGGAUGGCGUUGUGCUGGGCGUGGAGAAGCUGCUGGUGUCGAAGAUGCAGGUGCAGGGCAGCAACCGGCGAAUCCACAUAGUGGACAAGCACGCUGGCAUCGCUGUGGCGGGGCUCGUGGCGGAUGGGAGGCAGGUGGUCAACCGCGCCCGCAACGAGGCUGUUAACUACAAGAGUUUCUUCGCGCACAUGAUUCCUCUCAAGGUGCUGGCAGAUCGCAUGGCGAGCUACGCGCACUACUUCACGCUCUACUGGUGGACGCGCCCCCUCGGCUCCUCUGUGCUGCUGGCUGGCUAUGACCGCGACGGGCCCCAGCUCUACUGCAUUGAACCGUCGGGCGUCACUUAUCGGUAUCACGGCACUGCAGUGGGCAAGGGAAGGCAAGCAGCCAAGACCGAGAUUGAGAAGUUGAAGCUUUCAGAGAUGACGUGUCGGGAGGGGGUGAACGCUGUUGCCAAGAUCAUCGUUGGAGUGCAUGACGAGGCCAAGGACAAGGCGUUUGAGCUGGAGAUGGGGUGGUGCUGUGAGGACUCCAACCGGCAAUUCCAGAGAGUGCCAGAUGACAUAGUGAAGGCAGCGAGGGAUGCAGCAGAGGCAGCAAUGGAUGAAGACAUGGAUGACUGA
This is a messenger RNA of Closterium sp. Naga37s-1, 1749 nucleotides long. The record is from the annotation of a GenBank genome assembly. NCBI's taxonomy places the organism in Eukaryota, Viridiplantae, Streptophyta, Zygnematophyceae, Desmidiales, Closteriaceae.